Thamnophis sirtalis is the source of this 1350-nucleotide messenger RNA. The record is from RefSeq and is a predicted model, not a curated record. Lineage: Eukaryota; Metazoa; Chordata; Lepidosauria; Squamata; Natricidae.
GGGUAGCAUGGAACAUCAAGAGCACCGUGCCUUCGGGAAGCCAGGCGGAAACUAUCAAUGCCAUCCUGAAGAUUUUCUCAGAGUGUCUGGCGGUGGAUGCUGGAGAGGCGGUCGUUCGGAUGAAGGAAGCCGAGACGGAAAGGUUGAAGGCUCCCGUUGAAGGAAACGGGGUGAACGGAGGAAGCGCCGCUCACGUAGAAGAGGAUAGAAUGGAAGAGGAAACUACAGGGAUCGCCCGAGGAGAGAAGGACCUGUUGGAUCUACUGCCACGCAGCCAGCAAGAGUUGAAGCAAGUGAGAGCGUUACUUCUGGCUCAACAAACUGCCCUGGAGAUCAUUGUCAACAUGUGCUGCAACGAAGAUGCUUCUGACGAAGAAUGGGAGGAGUUAUCGAGCAGCGAUGAGAGUGAUGCCUUUCUGGAUAACAGUUACGAAGAAGAGGGAAAGCUUCUUUCUCCGCUAUGCCUUUCAGCUGAAAUUCACACCGCCUUGGUCAACCAGUUGAUCCCAAAGAAGAUCCUGGAAAAAACUGCUUUCCCUAGUGCAGUUACUCUUGAGGUCUGUAUGAAGCAUCCGUCUUGGAAGCCUCUGAUGAAAAAAUGCGAAAAGAAGGCAGAGGACAGUAUAACACAGAACAACUGUGUGUUCUAGACAACGUGAAGCUGAAUUUAAGAAGAUUUAUUGCCUAUCAAGAGACACUGGACAGAAAGAAAAAAGCUUUGGAAUAGAAAUAGAAUGGAAAGUUCUAUUUUUGAUAUAGUUUAUCAACUGUUUUAACCAUAAAUUCUAUAGGACUUUGUAACAACAGCUAGUAGGAGAAAGGGGUUAUGGUCUGCUUUUCAUGUUAUGUGUCUUGAUUUGGGGGAGAGGGGAAGCAAAGAGGCAGAGAAAAGUGUGAAAAUGAAUUCAGUACCACAAAGGGUCAAAAUUUGUCCUUAAUGUGGUGGAAUGUUUUGAUUUGCCAUUCUUGGAAAAAGAAUGAGUAAAAAAUCAAAAAUAAAAUAUUAUAAUGGAAGGGUCCAUUUUCUUAAUGUGGACAAAAUAAUUUGAUUUCCUUGAUGAUAUAUUUCAGGCUUUCCUAUUUUAUUUUAUUUUAUUUUUAAGUAAAAGUCCAAUGUAAAAAAAAAACACAGGAUAAAACAUUGUUCCUGGGUGAUACCAGUUUUCUCAGUGCCCAAAUAUGGAGACUUUUUCUGCUUCUUUUUAAAAAUGUUUUCUUGAUAACAGCCAAGUUCACACAUUGCAUUUUUGCUAAUAUGCAUAAUAUAUGCAGAAGUAUUUCUUCAUAUUGUAUUUGAAAUCCUUUUAGCCAAAAGCUGUUUAAAAUGCAAAAUAACGUUUUCUACCAAAA